UUUCUUCUUUCCCUUUUCUCCUUCACUUUAUCACGAAGAAGAAGAAAAACUUUUGAUUCCCCUCGAGGUUUUGGUUGCGGUGGAUGGGAGGCGGACGUAUUCAUUCCCUUCCGCCGGAGAAUGCUUCGGUUUCUGCUUCUGCGGUUGCCAUCGGAAACACGAAGCUUUCGGAUGCUCCAGUUCUUUUCUUUGUAUACUUCCACAAGGCUUUCCGUGCUCAGCUGGUUGAGCUCCGGCGUUUCGCUACUGACGCCGCAGAAGCUAAUAAUUCUAGCCGGGAUCUGGCGGUGGAGCUCUCCCGGAAGUUUGAGUUUUUGAAGCUUGUAUAUAAGUAUCACAGCGCAGCUGAAGAUGAGGUUAUCUUUUCGGCGCUUGAUGCACGAGUGAAAAACAUAGUUUCUAAUUAUUCGCUUGAGCAUGCUGGCACAGAUGAUCUCUUCACCUCAGUUUUUCAUUGGCUACAUGUUCUUGAAGAGGAAAUAGGAAGCACAAGUGAUGUACUUCGUCAAGUUAUAAUAUGCAUAGGCACCAUUCAGUCAUCUAUAUGCCAACAUAUGCUUAAAGAAGAGCUGCAGGUCUUUCCUUUGUUAAUUGAGAAGUUCUCUUUCAAAGAGCAGGCAUCACUUGUGUGGCAAUUCAUUUGUAGUGUUCCAGUGAUGGUACUGGAAGACUUUUUGCCCUGGAUGAUGUCUUAUCUCUCUCACGAGGAGAAAACUGAAGUUGAGAAUUGCAUCAAAGAUGUUGUCCCCAUCGAAGACUCAUUACAACAGGUCAUACGCUCUUGGCUACUUGAUGACAAGGGCCAAUCUUGUGGUGGGAUUCCUACAGAGAUCAUGAAAGGAGUCCACUAUGUAGACGUGUCUAAGAAUAUGAAGAAGUUACCUCAGACACAUGAGUCCAGUGGAUGUUUUCAACGCUUUUGGCAGUGGAGUAAAAAGUCCCUUCAUAUUCCAAAUGUAGGAGGACACAGCCCGAUUCAUGGUCUUCAUCUUUUUCAAAAUGCUAUCGAAAAAGAUUUGAGAGACAUUCGGGAAGGAUUAAGCCAAGCAAAAUUCCCAAGCCUUAGUUUAGACCUUGACGUACUGAUGGCUCGAUUAAACUUCCUUGCUGAUGUCCUUGUUUCUUAUAGCAAUGCAUUCAAAAGGUUCCUUCACCCGGUGUUGGAAGAAAUGACAGAUCGCCGCUCUUCAAAUACCGCACAAUUCACCAUAGAUGGCUGUCUCGAGAAUUUUCAGAGAUUACUAUACAAAAGUGCUGAUGAUAAAUCAAGGACGGCUAAUUUUCUGUUUCAGCUCCAAGAGGAACUUGAGAACCUUAUAGUCCAAGUAACCAAGCAAUUUUCUUUACAGAGAACCAAGGUAUUCCCAUUCAUCACCAAGAAUUGCAACCAUGAAAUGCAGAAGCAGCUCCUAUACACAAGCAUUCAUGUCUUACCUCUUGGAUUGCUAAAGUGUGUUAUACUUUGGUUUUCUGCUCACUUGUCAGAAGAGGAAUCUCAAUCCAUUCUUCAGUUCUUAAGUUUGGAAGAUUUUUCUUCCAAAAAAUCAUUUGCAUGCCUCUUGUUGCAGUGGCUUCGCUUUGGUUACUCAGGCAAAACAUCUGUUGAAAGUUUUUGGAAACAACUGGCUGUAAUGUUUAAAGUAAGAUGCUCCUGCCAAAAGGAGAACAACACUAAAGAAGCAUCUGGAUCAUUUUCCGACCAAGCACAGCUGGAACUGUGCAAAGGAUCUAAAGAUGAUUUGCUUGUUUGUCCUUGGAAGAAAAACAAGUCUUCAACCUGCUUACUGUCAAGGGAUUUAGGCGCUGGAGAUAUGUACGAGACACCUUACUCAAGUCGAAUGAAUCAGCAAAUGAUUUUCUCAGGGAAACAUAAGCCUCCACUCCAUCUUCCAGAGUUUUUUGGUGAGAAGAAUAUGGAUGAUCCACUUAUUAUGAACGUUAAACCAAUUGACCUCCUUUUCUUCUUCCAUAAGGCAAUGAAGAUGGAUUUGGACUACCUUGUUUGUGGAUCAGCAAGAUUGGCAGCCGACUUUUGUUUUCUCACUGAGUUUCAACAGCGAUUCCAGAUGAUAAAGUUUUUGUAUCAGAUACAUUCUGAUGCAGAGGAUGAGAUUGCAUUUCCAGCAUUGGAGGCCAAGGGACGACUUAGAAACAUUAGUCACUCAUUUAGCAUUGAUCAUGAGCUAGAAACUAAACACUUCGAUAAAGUUUCAUUCAUAUUGAAUGAGAUGUCAGAGCUGAACAUGUUAGUUUCUACUAUCAAUCCCAGAGCAGCAGACCACCGAAAGAUGAAGUAUGAGCGGUUGUGUUUGAGUCUCCAAGAGAUUGGCAAAUCUAUGCACAAGCUAUUGUCUGAGCAUAUCCAGCAUGAAGAAACUGAACUCUGGGGUCUAUUCAGGAACUGUUUUGCUAUUGAAGAGCAAGAAAAAAUCAUAGGAUGCAUGCUUGGGAGAAUAAGUGGGGAAAUAUUGCAGGAUAUGAUACCCUGGUUAAUGGAAUCUUUAUCCUCUGAUGAACAGCUUGCAGCGAUGUCCUUAUGGCGCCAAGUAACAAGGAAAACAAUGUUUGUCGAAUGGCUAACAGAAUGGUAUAACGGUCAUGUUAUACAAGAUGAAGUCGGAGAAGCAAACAAUGAUCCAUUUGAGGAUUCAGAUCCAUUGGAGAUUGUCUGGAAGUAUCUCUUUGAAACAAAUGCUGAUGGGGAUAGAGGGAGCAUUGGAAGCUACCUUGUCGAACUUCCAGAGACAUACUUGACAGGUAAUAUGAAUAAGUCACCUUCUGAUAACAAUGUCGAGGUUGGAAACAAAGAGAAAAAAGAUCUGGAAUGCUCAGAAAGUAAGAAGAUAUGUAGAGGAGCUGACAAAAUGGAGGACAACGAAAAAACUGACAUCAAUUACCAGACAAGAAGUCCUGCUCAGACUUUCCGAAUGUCUCAGAAGGUUAGUCGGUUUGGUCAAUCCAAGAAAUAUGAACAACUGUUAACAAUAAGUGAAGAAGAACUGGUGGCUGUGAUUAAGAAAAUAUCAUGCGACUCUUCCAUGGAUCCUCGGAAGAAAUCUUAUAUCAAGCAGAACUUGUUAAUGAGUCGGUGGAAUAUCUCACAACGGGCAUACAGUCUGGAACCAUCCUCUCUCUUAAGCGACAUGGAAACAGUUCCUGGUCAACAUCCAUCAUAUCGAGAUCCUCACAGUUUGAUUUUCGGCUGCAAUCACUACAAGAGGAAUUGCAAGCUUCUUGCUCCUUGUUGCGACAAACUCUUCACAUGUAUACGAUGUCAUGAUGAAGAGGCUGAUCACUCAGUAGAUAGGAAACAGAUAACAAAGAUGAUGUGCAUGAAAUGCCUCUUGAUUCAGCCAAUUGGUGCAAAUUGCUCAAAUACUUCGUGCAAGUCGUCAAUGGGAAAAUACUUCUGCAAAAUAUGCAAAUUAUAUGACGAUGAAAGGAAAAUUUAUCACUGUCCUUACUGCAAUCUCUGCCGAGUUGGGAAAGGAUUGGGAAUUGACUACUUCCAUUGCAUGAAAUGCAAUGCCUGCAUGUCGCGUACCUUAGCAGAGCAUGUUUGCAGGGAAAAGUGUUUAGAAGAUAAUUGUCCUAUUUGCCAUGAGUACAUUUUUACCUCCAACUCCCCAGUCAAGGCUCUUCCUUGCGGGCACUUGAUGCACUCCUCAUGCUUUCAGGAGUACACAUGUUCCCACUACACAUGCCCUAUCUGCAGCAAGUCGCUAGGAGAUAUGCAGGUCUAUUUUAAGAUGCUAGACGCAUUACUUGCAGAAGAGAAGAUGCCUGAUGAAUACUCCAACAAAACUCAGAUAAUACUGUGUAAUGACUGUGGAAGAAAAGGAAAUGUUCCUUAUCAUUGGCUCUACCACAAAUGCACAACCUGUGGCUCCUACAAUUCGAGGCUCCUUUAGAUCUUUCUCCAAUUUUCAAUUUACAUUUACAUUAUUGUACCAUUAGCAAUAUCUGUAGUACAUUGCUGGUAAGAAAGCAUUUUUGUAACAUUUGAUGUUGUACAAAAAUAAAAACAUACAAAAACUAUUCCAAGUAUUAAUAAAUUAGGGUCGUAUCACCCCAAAUAUUGAUUUA
Molecule: messenger RNA, 4086 nt
Organism: Capsella rubella
Lineage: Eukaryota; Viridiplantae; Streptophyta; Magnoliopsida; Brassicales; Brassicaceae
Product: zinc finger protein BRUTUS-like At1g74770
Exons: 12
Coding region: 84-3911 (1275 amino acids)
Biological process (GO): ubiquitin-dependent protein catabolic process; protein ubiquitination
Cellular component (GO): nucleus
Molecular function (GO): zinc ion binding; ubiquitin protein ligase activity
Source: RefSeq, a predicted model, not a curated record